GCGAUCCGCUGCUUUUUGAACACAAAAGAGUGAUCAAUCGGCCCUAACCCCGUGCAGCUAUUUUUAAAGCUCCUCCUUUGACUACGGCGCUGACUUUCCCUUCUCAUUUGAACCUCAAUUAGUCCUUUUCUCAUUCCCGCUUUUCCCUCUCAUUAUCACUAGCUGAGUAUAAUCAUGUCGUGGCAGCCGUAUGUUGAUUCCAACCUCGUUGGCACUGGAAAGAUUGUCAAGGCCGCAAUUUACGGUCUAGAUGGCGGACAGUGGGCGUCCAGCGCUGGCUUUGCGCUUUCGCCUGAGGAGUUCCAGAACAUCAAGGCUGGGUUCGACGACGCGGGUGUUCUGCAAGCCAACGGUAUUCGUGCUGCGGGCACCAAGUACCUUGCGCUGCAGGUUGACUCGACCCACGUGCACGGCAAGAAGGGUGCCGACGGCGUGCUGAUUGACAAGACCAACCAGACCAUCAUUGUCGCUGUCUACGACGAGAACACGCAGCCGGGAGAGGCCAACAAGGUGCUGGGCUCGGUGUCGGACUACCUGAGGGGCAUCGGAUACUAAGGUGCGAGUCGCGGCUGGGCAGACUGCAGGAGAUCCCCUCGCUUCUAAACCGUUCUUUUAUU
Messenger RNA from Linderina pennispora, 617 nucleotides. Its product is annotated as Profilin/allergen. The coding region runs from base 175 to 555 and encodes 126 amino acids. NCBI's taxonomy places the organism in Eukaryota, Fungi, Kickxellomycota, Kickxellomycetes, Kickxellales, Kickxellaceae. Gene Ontology annotation, molecular function: actin monomer binding. The record is from RefSeq and is a predicted model, not a curated record. Gene Ontology annotation, cellular component: cell cortex. The transcript is spliced from 3 exons.